Capsicum annuum is the source of this 834-nucleotide messenger RNA. Its product is annotated as probable LRR receptor-like serine/threonine-protein kinase At3g47570. Gene Ontology annotation, biological process: protein phosphorylation. The record is from RefSeq and is a predicted model, not a curated record. The coding region runs from base 1 to 834 and encodes 277 amino acids. NCBI's taxonomy places the organism in Eukaryota, Viridiplantae, Streptophyta, Magnoliopsida, Solanales, Solanaceae. Gene Ontology annotation, molecular function: protein binding; ATP binding; protein kinase activity. The transcript has 4 exons.
AUGGUAGGAUUGGAAUUCCUAGACCUUUCUGAUAAUAAUAUAUCGGGAACUAUCCCCAUGUCUCUGGAGAAACUUCAAUACCUGAAGUAUUUCAAUGUUUCUGUCAACAAAUUGCAUGGCAUUCUCGGAUGUGGAACUGCCAUUGCAGUUAAAGUGUUCAAUUUGCAACUGGAUGCGGCAUUCAAGAGUUUUGAUUCAGAAUGUGAAGUUUUGCGUAGUCUUCGCCAUAGGAAUCUCGUAAAAGUCAUUACUAGUUGUUCCAAUCUUGAUUUCAAGGUUUUAGUGCUCGAGUAUAUGCCUAAUGGAAGUCUUGAGAAGUAUUUGUAUUCGCACAACUUCUUCCUUGACACCAAGCAGAGACAAAGCAUAAUGAUAGAUGUGGCAUGUGCUUUGGAAUAUCUUCACCAUGGGUGCUCGUUGCCUGUGAUUCACUGUGACGUGAAGCCUAGUAACGUCUUGCGGGAUGAAGAUAUGGUUGCCCACCUAAGCGACUUUGGCAUUUCAAAACUGCUUGGUGAAGAUCAGGGUGAAUUAUACACUAAAACCUUAGCAACAUUAGGUUAUAUUGCGCUAGAGUAUGGACUGGAUGGACGAGUGUCAGCAAAGUGUGAUGUCUACAGUUAUGGGGUCAUGUUGCUUGAAACGUUUACCAGGAGAAAGCUUAAUGAGUUUGAGGGAGAUCUUAGGUUGAAGCAAUGGAAGGAGCUUGAUGUUGUGGCUUCAAUCAUGAAUGUUGCAUUAGAUUGUUGUGUUGAAUCUCCGGCAAGAAGGACAAACAUGAAAGAUGUUGUUGGGAUGCUACAGAAAAUCAAGAUUCAACUUCUUGCAUGCUGA